AUGUUCCACGAACGUUGCCAGUCGUCUGAAUUCCUACUGGGGAUUCAAAGCUACUCCCUUGAUGAAGGGAAAAGGAAAAGAAAAAAAAAACGUAACGAAAUUAUAUCAAGAGGAAGGGAAGACGGAGUAUCACCUGAUAGGAUAAAAAAAACGAACCCUCAAAAUAAGCUCAGUUCACACCAAAAUAAGUACAGCGAAAUUUCCAGUAAGUUUGAAAAAGUAAAAAGCUUGAACCAUCCAAAUGUCUGCAGCUAUUUCAGUUUAUGUCGAAGGGAAGAUAACUUUGUAUUGGUCUCUGAGUACUACUCCUUAUCCUUGUAUGAUCUGCUAGGCGAGGAAGAAAUGGACUUGAUCAAUUUUAAAUGCGUUCGGAGUGCUCUAAACAAGGGAUGCACCAAUCAAGGAGGAGCAUACACCCAUGAGGAAGGAGGAAAAUGUUGUUCUAUUUUUCCGCAAUGGGAGAGUAUCUCGAGGAGGAAACUCUUAGAUGCUCACUGUAUGAAAAAGAUAAUUCAGCAUAUCCUUUCUGCAGUUGACUAUCUACACUCCAGAGGAAUAAAACUUUUCAACUUAACUCUGAAGGAUAUUCUGAUAACCCCCAAUGGAGGAGUAAAGGUUCACAACUACUGUAUGUUUUACUUGUUUGGUAGCUACGCCUGUGAUUCGCGUGAUCGGUGUGAUAAUUUUUUUAAGAGCACAUUGGGAUGGGUCCUCCCCCCAUUCGAAGAAGGCACUAUCACCAAGGUGAAGGGAGAAGAAGAUGGUGAAAAGAACAGAUACACACAAAUGAGUAUCUCCCGUGCAGACAAACGAUUUGUUAGUAACCCUUUGUACUGCCCCCCUUUUCUCCUGUUCAACGAUUUAGCGAAUGCUAAAAGGAAAGUGUUGUCUUCCAAGUAUGAUGUGUUCAAGCAUGUGGAUAUCUUCAACGUUGGGAUUAUCAUCCUGCAGUUAGUGAACGGAAUAUUCGAUUUUAAUUUUCUUUUGAGGAAUUGUGAAUGUCUUUGUGGCGAAUCUGUCCAGCAGAAGAACCCCCGCCUGAAUGAACUUCAUGAAGUUUUGGAGACACUCAGGAGAAUUCGCCAAGAUGGAGAAAGAGCGGCGCAUCCAAAUGGAAGGAGGAUUGAUGUUGAUGAAACUUCACUUUACAUUGACAAACGAGGGGAAGGGGAAGGCACAUUGGAAAAGAUGAAGACAAUUUUUGUUUUCCUUCUCUACACGAAAGCUUAUCUCCUUUUUGCGAAUGUGGACGCAACCGAGGAGGUGAGUCUCCUAGAUAUGAAUGUGUACACCCUCUUUCGCGCAUUUGGAGAUCGGCGCCACCGGGAAGGUAUAAAAUGCACGAACAAGAGGGCGAAUGAUGGGGCGAAUGAUGGGGCGAAUGCCAACGUGUUGAACUACCGGGUGGUGAAGAAUCUCAUCGAACUUUUGGUAAAUGUAAACGUAAGUGUUCGCUUUGUCAAGUGGGUGGAGAAGAUGUUAUCUGAGUUUUUCACCCUACAUGUGUUGAAGCAGAACAUGGAGAAAAUAAUGCACGGGGAGGAUGCAGAGAAGGAGAAAAUUUUUCUCUUUAACCUUCUGUACAAGUGUUUGUCUUUACGAGGUGAUGGCCAACAUGCUUCUUCUUCUCUCCUUUCACACCCGUACUUCUAUCCCCGUGGUGCAAACUUCUUAAUGAAGCAAUGGACAGAGGAACAGCUGGAAGCGAGCACAUCCAAAAAGGAGGUGAUGACUUACCAAGGAGAUGAUUCCCCUCACUGCAUAAAAAAUAAUAACCACGUGGUGAUAACCCCUCUAGGGGGAGGGACACCACCAAAUUGUAUAUCCCAUUUGAAGGAAGAAAAUAAAUUCGAUGCGACCCAUUACAAUCCAUACGUAGUAGAAUACAUCCGAAGCAAUGUUUGGGAAGGCAAACUGGAGAGCAAACAUUUUAUAACGAUGAAGGAUAUACAUCUGUGGUUUGGUAUGUUAUACAAAAUAGACUACUUCAAGGAACUGCUGUAUCUAAAUGGGGUUAAUAGAGCAUGCAACAUUUUGAAAUUGCCUUACAUAGCCUAUAGGAAGAAGAAGCAGUUUUACGAAUUCUAUUUUUUGCGUUUUUUUAAACUCCUGCUGCUGGGGAGAUACCAGGGGGUGCUUAACGUAUACUCGAAUUUCGUUAAGGGAAACUCAAAUGUGAGGUGUUCACGACGAAGUGGAAUUUGGGGGAGUACCUACAGAAGGAUGAAGUGUCGUGCAGACUUGUUCACCAGAGGUACGUGCACAAAUGGAUAUACCUUCUCUGUGAAGGGGAAAAAAUUCCACAUUGAUAGGAAGAACAAAAUCAGUAGGAUCACUCACCCCGGUGUUAUUUUUACGGGAGAUAAAAUAUCAGAAAAAAAGUGGAUACAGACAAACACAUACCCGUCUGAUGGCAUGACGAUUACCAAACAGGAGGAGCAUUUUAGAGAUGUUAUUCGAAAAAACUUGACUGACGCAGCAAUGCACGAGGAGGGUAUUGCUCAUUCAUUCUUCUUCAACAUUCCCACGGAAGAGAACUAUAUAUCCCUUCCGUUGCGCGAUUGUGGAGGGAGGAGAGUGCUGGGGGUGAGACUGGUAGAAUUUUAUGAUGCUCUGGAGGAUGCAUAUAGGUUAGUCCAGUCCAAGAUGGACAGUGGUGAAUACGACCAACUGAACAAGCUGACAUGCACCUACGAGAAGUAUCACUCCUUCCUCCAUCAGUAUAGCCUCCACUUAAAGUUGCAGAAAUUGCUAACCUUGGACCCGCUCAACAAGCACCAAUUACCUGAGGAGGUGAAGAGAGGAUUCCCAAGCCACAUGCGGGGGGUAGCCUAUUUAACGCUUCUUGGGUAUAGGUACUGCCUCCUUGUGAGACAGGCACCAAGGAAGAAAAAAAAAAUGAGACAAUUAAUUUGUGAGGCCCAUUCCAGGGGGGUAAGAGAAAUGUCGAUUAAGCGAUCAGAAGGAAGGUCACCACUGGGAUGCUUGGCCAGAGAGAUGCAAAAUGACAACUCCUCAGAAAGUUUUGGAUCGAAAGGGAGAAUUUACCAGUCGAGUGGAAAUAUGAAGGAAACUAAUGAGGGAGAUCACAGGGAGGGAGAUGCAGAAGAGAGGAAUAUCCAUAAUGAGCCAUUCGAUAUAGUCAAAUCGUCCUUGAAAAUUUUUCUUAGAAAACGAAAACGAUAUAACGAUCUGGUGGGUAGUCCCCAAUUUGCCAAGAGGAUGCUGACAGUGGAACUAUUACUUAGCAUAAAAUUGGGGGUAAGAAAUAAACACUUGAGAAGUUUACUCCUUCCAUUAUGUCUACUCUAUUAUCAUAGUAGUUACUUAUGCUACAAGUGCAGCAAAAGGGUGGUGCAGAAAUAUUUACUAGAUCUAUACGUAAGUGAGAAUAAGUGGAGGGAAUUCGCGUACACCUUUAAUUGCCUUCUAAGUUAUUACGCCCCCGAAUUGAAUUUAUUUUUUUUUAAAAAUCACAUCAACGUAGAGAAGGUUGUUUACAGCUGGGUGUGUUCUCUAUUUGCCAACUUCUUCGAUGCGGAAAAGUUUUUUUUCUUACUUGAUAGGAUUCUUACCGAGCCAAGAUGUUACCUUUUUUUUGUCUCGCUGAGCAUUUUAAUUUAUCUAAAAGGGCACAUCUUUAUGAACAUGUGCAGGCAGAAUUUUUACAAAGAUAUAUUUUCGCUAGCUUCCUUGGUGAACGUAAAUUUCCUUCUGAAGACUUCCAUGGAUAUGUUUCGCAGCUGCCCUAUUCCGCUGGUGCAGUUUCCGCGGGUAGGUAACAACCUCCGGGAAGAGAGGAACACCGAGGAGGAGGGGGAGAAUCCCAACCGUCCUAUGAAUCUGGUGGAAAAUGAACGGGCCCAUAUUAACUACCUGUCCUAUCUAAUAGGAGAUGCGAACUGGAUUCGCUAUUACGUGCACAGGGACACAUUUAGGGUGUACUGGAAAAAAGGCGUAAAUGUCUCCCCAUGUAAGAACAGCGGCAAUGUCUCCUCAUGUAAGAACAGCGGCAAUGUCUCCUCAUGUAAGAACAGCGGCAAUGUCUCCUCAUGUAAGAACAGCGGCAAUGGUGCGAACGAGAGGAGAAUUUUAAUUAAAAAGGGCUUAGUCAGUAGGACAAGUGUUCAGGGGUUAAAGGAAGGGGCAAGUAAAAUAGACAAAUUAAAGCUUGAAAAAUUAAAACUGAAAAAAAUAAAACGUAAAAAAUUAAUUGAUGACAACAACUGGGGGGAAAGUGGCGACUUUGCCAACUUGCUCUCACCAGGCGUUACGCAGGAAGAUCAAAGUGGAGAUGCACAAAUGGCCAACGCAAAAAUACGAAGCGUUGAACACCACUGGGAAUUAUUUUUACGCAAUUACAAGGUAAACAAAAAAAAAAAAAACUUAAGUGAGUUCUCUCACUAUGAGACAGACGUCGUGAGAAAUUAUAAAUAUGAAGAUAAAGAGAUGGGCGAGGAAGAAAAACUAAAAAAUAAAAAUAGCGGAAGAAAGUGCGUGUACUACAAGUUAACAAAUAAAAAAAUUAAAAAGAGGUUCAAAAGAGAUGAUCUUGUUAGGCUGUGUAAUUUUCCCAUGUUUCCAUUUGUAUACGUCACAGAUUUGGCGAACGAAUUAUCUCUUGAUAAGUACAUAAUUAUUGAUAUGAGAUCUCCAGAAGAAUUUAAAAAAAAAAAACUAAAACAUUCUGUGCACGUUAACACCUUUUUAAAUAACUUUAAAAAAGGAGUUUACAUCAACUAUACUGAUGGUAGUUACGACGUGGACACCCACUUGAAGACAAUUAUCCUCGCGUUUAACAGUUCCACGUUUGACUUUGAUGCCAUUUACAAUUUUUUGAACUUAAAAAUUAAGCGUAUCACCAUUCUGUGGGGAGGUUUGCACUGCGCCUUCAGCGGCUUGCCCGCCAGUUGUUUCACGUAG
Molecule: messenger RNA, 4923 nt
Organism: Plasmodium knowlesi strain H
Lineage: Eukaryota; Apicomplexa; Aconoidasida; Haemosporida; Plasmodiidae
Product: Rab GTPase activator and protein kinase, putative
Exons: 1
Coding region: 1-4923 (1640 amino acids)
Biological process (GO): protein phosphorylation
Molecular function (GO): protein kinase activity; ATP binding
Source: RefSeq, a predicted model, not a curated record